UGGUGGAACAACAUUACAUGAUACAUUAGUAUCUGAUUUGCGAGAUAUGUUGGAUGCGUACAAUGUUCACGCACAAUCAUUUAGGAUGGCUCGUGAUAGGUUUAAUGAGACUAACUCUAUCUCUUUGAAGAUGAAGCUUAUUGGUAAAAGGAAUUCAGAUGGACGGACUUACAAUACCCCUACAGCUCGUGAGGUAGCUGCACUUAUUGAAGGGGACUUCAGUUUGAACAGAAAAGAGAGGGAUGUUGUUCUUCAGAAGAAAUCCGGUAAGUUUCAAAUUAUAUCAGAACUGAAUCCUUCUUUUCUAGGAUUGCAAUAUCCGUUACUUUUUCCAUAUGGUCAAGACGGAUUCAGAGAGGAUGUUAACCUGACGCGUGCAUCUCAAGCGACCACAGGAGGGAGAAAACAUGUUACUAUGAAGGACUUCUUCUCAUACAGAUUGCAAGAAAGGAAUACAGAGUCCCCUUACAUAUUGAGAUCAAAGAGAUUAUUCCAACAAUUUAUUGUUGACGGAUAUACCAUGAUUGAGUCAUGUCGUUUGGCAUAUAUUAGGCUACAUCAAAAGGACUUGCGAAGUGAACUAUAUACAGGAUUGGCUGAUGCUUUUGGCCGUGGUGAAACUGAUGGAUCAAGGUUAGGACAACUCAUUGUACUUCCUAACUCAUUCACUGGAAGUGCACGUUACAUGAUUCAAAACUAUCAGGACGCAAUGUCCAUUUGCAGGUGGACUGGAUACCCACAACUCUUCAUCACAUUUACAUGUAACCCAAUGUGGCCUGAGAUCGUUCGCUACGUUGAAUGUAGAGGACUCACUCCAGAUGAUCGUCCAGAUAUCAUUUGUAGAAUCUUCAAGAUAAAGCUUGAAAUGCUCAUAAAAGACCUGAAAGAAAAUAAACUAUUCGGUGAAGUCAAAGCAGUUGUAUACACGGUGGAGUUUCAGAAACGUCGAUUGCCACAUGCCCAUUGAUGGAUAGUGUACCCGGGGGAUAGCUUAUCCGAUGGGUUAUUGCGGAGAAUAACUAGAGAGAAGUCAGAGCAAAUAAGUAAGAGAGAGAGAGUGUAUAUUCGAUAUGUAUUCAGCGUGGUUUACAAUGGGGAAAGGGUUGCUAUUUAUAGUAGUAAUAAAUGCCAGAUAAGGACACGUGCCAGUUUUCUAGUGGUCGAGGGGUCACCUCAACCGGGGUGGCACUGGCACUCGCAUGUGGCCGCAUUAAAUGCGGUGGUUGGAUGUGACGUUUGUACUUGGUACGGUGAUCUAGGCGCAUGUGAAGAGGAUAUUCUGUCGAGGUGGAUGCCUUCGGCUGAAGGGUGCUGGGCCGAAGGCUCUUCUAAUCGAGGGCUCCUACCUGCCGAGGGCUGUAGGUGCCGAAGGCUUGGUUUUCAAGCCUUGAUCUCCUGUGAUGCCUCUUCUAACCGAGGGCUCCUACCUGCCGAGGGCUGCAGGUGCCGAAGGCUUGGUUUUCAAGCCUUGAUCUCCUGUGAUGCCUCUUCUAACCGAGGGCUCCUACCUGCCGAGGGCUGCAGUUGCCGAAGGCUUGGUUUUCAAGUCUUGUCCUCCUAUGAUGUUUCUGAGCUCGAUUCCGUCACUGGUAGCCUUCGGCCAUGGGGCCGAAGGCACCCCUUUGCGUAUUGUGGGCUGCUUAGAGCUCCAUUUUUCCGGGCUUGGCCCGUUUGGGCCUGUUGGGCCUGAUUGUAGUAGAGGAAGUAUGUGGGCCGGGGGUCCCUGGGCCAUAUACUCCAUCACCCAUAUUGUUUUGUGGUUGACACGAAGGGACACAACUAUAUUGGCAUCACACAUCGACAACAUUAUUUCAGCGGAGAUUCCUGAUGAGAAAUCUGAUCAUGAUUAUUAUGUUGCUGUCAAAGAGUUGAUGGUGCACGGGCCUUGUGGCUUUAUGAACUCAUCUUCGC
This is a messenger RNA of Cuscuta europaea, 1911 nucleotides long. NCBI's taxonomy places the organism in Eukaryota, Viridiplantae, Streptophyta, Magnoliopsida, Solanales, Convolvulaceae. The record is from the annotation of a GenBank genome assembly.